AUGUUGCAGCCUCGUCAAGGCGGCCAACGCUGGUCCAUGCGAGGUCUGAUUGCACCACAUGUCGUACGCGAAGAUUUUCUUUUCUUAUCGGAGCAGCUCGCAUGCGGCCACCCACAUUUUUGUGGUGUCGUUGGCAUCGCAUGCACCGUCUACCAAUCUGGUGGCGGGUUGGGACAGGGGUCGACCAUCACUAUGAAUCUUGUAAUAAUUAUACGCUCUAGUAAGACACCACACCACAUUACCUCAUCCACAUGUGUACGUAGUAAGUACACGCUGCUAAAAUGUGGCUUUGUACUAACUGCGAUGGGGAUAAUCCAGAAAAAGUGA
Helobdella robusta is the source of this 327-nucleotide messenger RNA. RefSeq lists its product as hypothetical. The transcript is spliced from 2 exons. The record is from RefSeq and is a predicted model, not a curated record. The coding region runs from base 1 to 327 and encodes 108 amino acids. NCBI's taxonomy places the organism in Eukaryota, Metazoa, Annelida, Clitellata, Rhynchobdellida, Glossiphoniidae.